Rubroshorea leprosula is the source of this 1226-nucleotide messenger RNA. The record is from the annotation of a GenBank genome assembly. NCBI's taxonomy places the organism in Eukaryota, Viridiplantae, Streptophyta, Magnoliopsida, Malvales, Dipterocarpaceae.
AUGCCAACCUAUCUCUUCUUCAUACUGAUUACAGUACUUCAAGCAUCAGCAGAUCCUCCGUGUUAAAAAUGUAUCAAAGACACUACUCCUGCACUUUGGCUUCAAUUCUACUGAUGCUCAUGUUCAUGGAGGCCACCUGUGUUCAAGCUCAAAGCAGCAAUAGCAGCAGUAAGAGAAACCUCGAUGCUGCUUCAACACAUUACCAAGUUUUGUCACCUACAAAAACAGGGCAGGAACUGGUUCUGUGCUUGGCUAGAGGAGCCUGCCACAACAAAAUCCUCACCUGUCCGUCGCAGUGCCCAGUGAGAAAGCCGAAGCAGAACAGGAAGCAUAAAGGAUGCUUCAUCGACUGCAGCAGCAAGUGUGAAGUCACCUGCAAAUGGAGAAAGGCGAACUGCGAUGGGUAUGGCUCUCUGUGUUACGACCCACGUUUUGUCGGCGGUGAUGGUGUAAUGUUCUAUUUCCACGGCGCCAAGGGAAGGAACUACGCAAUAGUAUCAGAUGAUAACCUCCAAAUCAACGCCCAUUUCAUCGGAACACGGCCAGAAGGAAGGACUCGCGAUUUCACUUGGGUGCAAGCUCUAGCAGUUAUGUUCGACUCUCACAACCUAGUUGUCUCCGCUAACAGAGUCUCCCAAUGGGACGAUGACGUAGAUGCUCUCUCCAUCAGAUGGGACGGCGAAGCAAUCGAAAUCCCCGCCGAGGGAGAUGCCGAGUGGAAGGCUAACGGCGGAGAAAGGGAAGUGGUGGUGGAAAGAACUGAUAAUACCAACAGCAUGAAAGUGACAGUGGCCGGAUUGCUGGAAAUGAACGUGAAAGUGAGACCCAUCGGAGAGAAGGAGAACAAGGUUCACAACUACCAGUUGCCAGCGGACGAUGCCUUUGCCCAUUUGGAGACCCAGUUCAAAUUUACAGGGUUAACGAAUCAGGUGGAAGGAGUCUUGGGCAAGACUUACGGACCGGACUACGUUAGUCCUGUGAAGAGAGGAGUUCCAAUGCCGAUGAUGGGCGGAGAAGACAGAUACGAAACACCGUCGUUGGUCUCGCCGCUAUGCAAGGUUUGCAGGUUCAAAGGACAAGCUACUACUCUUGCAGCCAUCUAGGAUUAGAGAAUUUAGCCUGUAAUAUUGUUGUAUUUGACAAAAAGGAAUAAAGGCUACCAGCUUUGCCCAAUGUACACUAUCUUGUAGGUUGAAUAUGUGUUUUCAUAAAUGUCUUUUUAGUUU